AUGGCAGUGCGGAAAAACCUGUACAAGUUCCUCUGGAGUCUCUUGACCAAGAAAUACAUUGAUGGCGAUUUCAACGAGCCACUGCUGUUGUGGAUCGAUGCCAUAUGUAUUGACCAAACGAAAAGCGAGGAGAGGAAUCAUCAGGUCUCCCAGAUGAGGCUCAUUUACGAGAACGCCCAUGAAGUCAUCGCCUGGCUUGGUGAAUCUGAUCUAGACUCAGAAAGGGCCUUUUUCCAGGCUCAAGAGCUAUCCGGAUAUGAGCCCGAACAGAUCAAAAAGGUAACCGCAGCCAACAUAUAUCAGUUGUCAAGGCGGGAACGAGGUUCUAGAAUUCGCGAUUCUUACCGACAGAAAUUUGAUGCAUCCGAUUCCCUCCUCAAACUCGCCUCGAGGAGCUAUUGGCGCCGAAUAUGGAUCGUCCAAGAGAUCCUCGUUUCCAAUGACUGUCAAAUCCUAUGCGGCACGGCCAUGCUUCCGUGGAAGGUGUGGGCAAUCGCACUCCAGACCGCCAGUUUCGAGGACCUUGAUUACUUCCAACGCGCUUCCUUCAGAUACAACCCUGCCUCAUUCAUAGUAGAGCAGUGGUUUACGCGGCAAGAAGAUCCCGAGGCUAUGGGUAUCUUCGACUUGGUCCACAAAUUUCGAGACUCCCGCGCCUCAGAUGUACGUGACAAAGUAUAUGCCUUGCUCGGAAUCGCUGGAGAUGGGAAUCAUAUCAAGGUCGAUUACAAUGCCCCGGUCAGCCACGCCUUGUUGCAAGUCCUUGCAUCCUCUGCCUGGGGCUUCGGAGACGAAGAGUUGAUGGACCUGUGCAAAGUCUUGGAGGUAAACAUGUCCAGUCUUUAUGCCGCUGUGGAACCGGUGGCUCGACUGCGAUCCUUGUCAGAAACUACUGGCAAAGAUACACACCUUCUCCCGAAUCAGUACGACGAUCUUGUCGAGUAUCUCCGAGCCGUCGGCGCAAUGCAAAUCCAAAACAUUCGAGAAACCCGACAAGAUGAGCUGGUCGAAUGGUCGAGACUUGAUCGAGUCAAGUAUUGCGACUGCCGCUUGUGCAAGCACCAGUGGGAGGACACACGGACGCCUUCGGGAACCAACUUCCUUGUGGCUAAGACCCUCGUGCGCUCCGUGGCGAGACCUGCAGGCCGACGUGGCGGUGCUACUGUACGCACCCGCUCGCCGAUGGUGGUCAUUUGUACAUGCGACAACCCUAACGAUCGCACCGGAGCUGGCCAGAUGUACGUUGCCUCUGGUAUAUUCCUGCCAUACUCGAUGUCGCCGAGAGACGGUGGAUGCGAAGGUGUGGAUGAACCCAAUCAUGAUGACAAGGAAGUCGACUACUUUUUGUUGUUGUACCACGACCCACAGAUGCAACGGUCAGAUAAGGAGCACCCAGGACGUUUGUUCAACCCGUGGCUCGGGAAGUCGGCUCCAACUGGCGGAAGCAUUGAGGUAGAUUCCCCGUCCUCUCAAGCAUUCGACGAUCUGCUUCUGUGGGACACGGUCAACGGGGCCAACUUACCAUCAGACCUUGCCUGGCCCGAAGCAUACUCAAUCACUCAGAGCCUCCUCUUCUACGCACAUGCCAUCGACUACACCUGCCCAUCCACACCGACGAUGAAUGUACGAUCCCCUCUUGGCCCACAGGCGGCAACUAUGAAAGGCCUUCGCAGAGCUACCCUCAGAAUCGAUCCAGCAAUCAGCCACCCCCAACCUCUCGGCGGAAACGCCCUCCACUCCACCGACCACGCCCAGCCCCUGACGAGAACCCGGCGUUACGCCUUUCUCGGCUUCCCCUCCGACGGCAAAGCCACCCUCGUCCGCAACUAUCCGAAAUUCUUCAUCGAAGUCGAGUCCAUGCGCGACUGGUUCUCUUCUCUGACCGAGAGCGAACGCAUUGCCGUCUUCUUCACGCUGCUCCAGCAGAAAAAUACGGCUCAGACGGGACAUCAGCCGCCUGUGAGGGCAACGGCCGCUGUAGGCACACGCAACGAACACUUCUCCGAAGACGUUGGCGCCGUGGAUCAGUGGUUCAAGGUGCUGGCGCCGGACCACCGCACGGCGGUGUUGCACGCAUUUAAGGAGGAGGCUGGGGAUGUUCAGCAGCGUUUCUUUGCAAGGGCUUUGGGGUGA
Messenger RNA from Cyphellophora europaea CBS 101466, 2133 nucleotides. RefSeq lists its product as uncharacterized. Bases 1 to 2133 code for a protein of 710 amino acids. NCBI's taxonomy places the organism in Eukaryota, Fungi, Ascomycota, Eurotiomycetes, Chaetothyriales, Cyphellophoraceae. The transcript has a single exon. The record is from RefSeq and is a predicted model, not a curated record.